Molecule: messenger RNA, 246 nt
Organism: Parnassius apollo (apollo)
Lineage: Eukaryota; Metazoa; Arthropoda; Insecta; Lepidoptera; Papilionidae
Source: the annotation of a GenBank genome assembly
AUGCAAUCGCCAACUAUAUUUUUAUGUUCGAGAGAUAACAAAAACCCUAGAAGAAGUGAUUCUCUGGUGAGGAAGAGAAAAUCUAUUGAAACCGAAACAAACGCUACAGACGACUUUGAAGAAGAAGACUUCAACAUACAGCCGACUAUGAUAAUUCCCUUGAAAAGUAACAUCAGCUUUUCCCUUCUAAUAUCCAGGAUAAAGGACUUAAAUAGAAACGUCACUUUAGAACUACUUGCAACUUGA